AUGACCCCUCCAUGUAGCCCAGAAGACUCGCAGCUCAUCGCCGACCUCUACAUGCUAUCCUCGAAAUCGCCCAAACUUGUGCGGUCGUCAGAGUAUGCCGCGCCUUCCGAUCCAGAAGUUACCGUUCGAAGCUGGAAGAUGAAUGAAUUCAAGUAUUAUGACAUUCCUUCUCCUUUCCCGACAUUGGCGAGAGGACUGUUUUCUCUGAAACUUUCCGACAAGAACGAUGGUGUGGAUGGUACUGGAAAGGCCAAACAUCGAAUCGUUGUCAGAGGAUACGAUAAAUUCUUCAAUAUUGGAGAAGUGCCUUGGACAAAUUGGAAAUCCUUGGAAGCUUACACCGGCUCUCCAUAUACACUGACACUCAAAUCUAACGGAUGCAUUAUCUUCAUCGCUGCGCUUACUCCUUCGAAACUGCUUGUGACUUCGAAACACUCGCUUGGUCCCGUAAAAGGUGUUACCGAGUCGCACUCCGAAGCAGGUCACCGAUGGUUGCGACGUCAUCUGGCUGACAAGGGAAAGACAGAAGAGCAGUUCGCUUCCACUUUAUGGGAGAAGAAUUGGACUGCUAUAGCUGAGCUCUGUGACGAUAGUUUCGAGGAACACGUACUUCCGUACUCAUCUGACAAAUCAGGCCUUCAUCUUCAUGGCUUCAACGAAACUACAAAAGCAUUCCGCACAUUGCCAACUACCGCAGUGGACGCAUUUGCAGACGAGUGGGGCUUCAUUAAAACUGCGUCUAUAGAACUCCAGACAAUUCCAGAGGUCAAAGCUUUCACGGACAAGAUUGGCGAAACAGGGAAGUGGAAUGAUGAAGCCCUCGAAGGAUUUGUCGUUCGGACUCACAUUUCCGUGCCCACUCAUGCCAGCGAUCGAAACACUACAUGUCCUCCACCCUAUCCUGCUGGCUCUUCCUUUUUCUUCAAAGUCAAAUUCGAUGAACCCUAUAUGAUGUAUAGAGAUUGGCGCGAAAUCACGAAGAUUCUUUUAAACACAAAAGGUUCUUUGCAAGAUGCAAAGCUUCCAAGGUCAAAAUUGAAAAGGCCCGAGACCAAGGUGUAUAUCAAGUGGGUCAAAGAAGAGAUAUCGAAGAACCGGGGUGCUUUCUCUGAAUAUACGAAGGGCAAGGGUAUCAUUAGCACCAGGGAGAAGUUUCUCAGAUGGCUGGAAGACGACGGAGGCAAAACUGAUCUGAGUGAGAUCAAGGAAUCCGCUGCGAGCGAUAAGGCGUUUGGAAAAACGAUCAUCGUUCCGAUAGCUAUUCCUGGGUGUGGUAAAACAACUGUCGCCGUUGCUCUCGCUCAUCUGUUUAAGUUUGGUCACACGCAAAGUGACGACGUCCAAGCUAAAAAACCUGCGCCUAUUUUUAUCAAGAAUGUUGUUGAACUACUGAAAUUACAUGAUGUGGUUAUAGCUGAUAAAAAUAACCAUCUUGUGCAACAUCGUGAACAGCUUCGUGAAGCUGUCUCCCAUAUGGAUCCGCCCGUAAGGCUACUGGCCCUUAAUUGGGCACUCGACGAGCCCCCGGCCACUAUCCAGCGGAUUUGUGGAGACCGUGUAUUUUCGCGGGGCGACAAUCACCAAUCACUGCGCGCUGACAAGAUCACGAAAUCACACGAAGACGCCAUUUGGCAAUUCCUCAAAGGCUAUGAAGAGCUAUCAGACAACGAGAUGGACGUCACCAUUGAAAUGAACGUGGAGGAAACUCCAGAGCAAGCGAUAAGGAGAGCAGUCGAUGGCUGCGUAGAUAUUUUAGGGCUUGAGCGACCGAGCGAAGAGAAGAUUAGUGAAGCGGCACAACUAGCUAUGGGAUACGUCCCAAGGUCUAAAAAGCCAGAUGAUAAGAAAAAGAAGAAGAAGAGCGACGACGACGAUGCCACUCCACGCUAUUUCGGAUUGCUGGCUGAGGUUGAUCUGGUCCAGUCCAUCGGAGAGAAGCUGCGAGAAGCCGACGAUGUGCCAGAGAGUGGGAAGGCGCUCUGGGAACAAUUGGUCAGCGAUAAAAGAGUGGCAGGGAGGCCACAUGUCACGAUUGUGCACCGAAACACACUUCCGGCUGAGUACGAGCUUUGGGAACGAUGCAGUGCUUUACACCGGACCCCAGCACCUCCUCUCUUCAAGUUUAAUUUGGGACAUCUCGUCUGGAACGAACGUGUGAUGGCAAUCACGGUGGAUGAUCUGGAGGUUGAUACGGAUGCUCUGGGCCACACUGACGAUGGACAGGAGGGACAUGAGUUUGUGUCCAAGUUACCUGAAGAGGUGAGAGGAAGGAUGCACAUUACGGUGGGCACGCGUGAUGCCAAUGUGCUACCUAUUGAGGGUAAGUCAAUCGUAGAGGCGUGGCGGAAGAACAGAGGAGAUGGCGUGGAAUCUAUGGAAUUAGAGGGAAUACAUGCAAAAGGGCGCAUCAAGGGCUUACAAUAUUAACAACAAAACCACAUAAUUUACGCAUUCAACUUAUACCUGUAGCAACUAGGUUACCUGCAAAAUUUCCCAGUUCAAUCAUCGCAAGGAUCGUCUAUCUCACCACUCUUGUUCAGUCACUAGCCCCAAUAACAUUAUCUGUCGUAGUUUUAUACUGUUCCAACCCAGUGUAUUACACAGAGUACAAGUUGACAAUAAUAAGAAAAUUCCAUUAGUUUAAACUGGUAUCUGAUAUCCCCGAAUCAUCGACUGAGCCGAAAAACACUCUUACAAACACUCAACAUAAUUAUAGACCAGCAUCUCUUUCCACGUCACUCGACUCCCUUCCUGAUGGAUGAUGACGAUGAUAUCGGAUGUAUCGCCCCAAUGAUCUAUUCGCCGUAGAUGCGGGCAUAACGCCUUGAGGUCAGCAGCUCUAUCGUCGUUAUUGUAAGGUUCGACAUCUUUCAGAAAUGAUACUC
This is a messenger RNA of Serpula lacrymans var. lacrymans S7.9, 2885 nucleotides long. RefSeq lists its product as uncharacterized. Gene Ontology annotation, cellular component: nuclear inner membrane. The record is from RefSeq and is a predicted model, not a curated record. Gene Ontology annotation, molecular function: phosphoric diester hydrolase activity; RNA ligase (ATP) activity; ATP binding. The coding region runs from base 1 to 2427 and encodes 808 amino acids. NCBI's taxonomy places the organism in Eukaryota, Fungi, Basidiomycota, Agaricomycetes, Boletales, Serpulaceae. The transcript has 5 exons. Gene Ontology annotation, biological process: tRNA splicing, via endonucleolytic cleavage and ligation.